Messenger RNA from Striga hermonthica, 3627 nucleotides. The record is from the annotation of a GenBank genome assembly. NCBI's taxonomy places the organism in Eukaryota, Viridiplantae, Streptophyta, Magnoliopsida, Lamiales, Orobanchaceae.
AUGGGAGCAUGGGAUUUUUUGGGAGAAGCUGGACCAAGCGACAAGUAUCCAAAUGGCUCCGUCAGAAUGGACCUUGACGACGACAUAGAUUUUGACUAUUCUUCUGAUGACGAGCCCGACAAUAAUCCCAUGGAGGGGCUUGAUGAAAGUUUCCUGAAAAUGUUUUGCAGGAAAGCCGCCACUUCAUUUUUUGACCAGUAUGGUUUAAUCUCCCACCAGAUCAAUUCGUACAACGACUUUGUUAAUCAUGGAAUUCAGCAGCUAUUUGAUUCCAUUGGGGAGAUUAACAUUGACCCUGGAUAUGAUGUGUCGAAAAAGGGAGACGACAGUGAUUGGAGGCGGGGGUCCCUCAGAUUCGGGAAGGUCACCUUGGAGCCCCCGAUGUUCUGGACAGGUGGGAAGUUUGCCGCUAUUGAAGGUGCUAAUGAUCAUUUGGAGCUUUUCCCAAGGCAUGCUCGUCUCCAGAACAUGACCUAUUCGUCCAGGAUCAGUGUUGAGACUUAUCUUCAGGUUUACUCAAUGGGUGUAUCUAGAAGUGACAAGUUCAAAACUGGUGUCGAUAAAACAGUUGAGAAGAAGAUACUCAAUGAGUAUAAUUCUGUUGUUACCUUUGGAAGACUUCCCGUCAUGGUGAUGUCAGACUUGUGCAGGAUGCGUUCUGUUGAAAAAAAGGAUUGUGAGUUUGAUCACGGAGGGUAUUUUAUUAUUAAGGGUGCCGAGAAGACAUUCAUUGCACAAGAACAAAUAUGCCUCAGAAGGCUGUCAGUGUCCAAAGACCCAACCUGGACAGUCGCGUAUCGGCCAAUCGCAAAAAGACAACGAGUCUAUGUAAAAUUGGCCCCCAAAACCGAGAACGUCUUAGGAACUGAUAAGAUACUCACUGUCUACUUCUACGUAACGGAAAUCCCUAUCUGGGUUCUCUUCUUUGCCCUGGGUGUUUCUAAUGACAGGGAGGUCGUGAAAAUGAUUAAUAUUGACGCAGAAGAUUCUACCAUCGCAAACAUACUCAUUGGCUCAAUUUACGAGGCUGAUAAGAGGUUUGAUGGUUUUCGUAAGGAGCGUAAUGCAGUAAAACACAUCACCGAUCUCAUGAAGGGUUGUAAAUACCCGCCCGAGGAGUCUGUGGAUCAGUGCCUUCAGAAGUACUUCUUUCCAAACCUCAGCAGCCCAAAGCAAAAGGCUUGCUUUCUAGGUUAUAUGGUGAAAUGCCUUCUGGAAUCUUACAGAGGGCGCCGUAAAACUGAUAACCGAGACGAUCUGAAGAACAAGAGGCUAGAAUUAGCUGGUGAACUUCUGGAAAGGGAGCUGAGGGCUCACAUAAAGCAUGCGGAAAAGCGUAUGGUUAAAGCUUUGCAACGGGACCUCGACAGAGACCGGGAAUUGCAGGAGAUUGAAAAGUACAUGGAUGCCUCCAUUAUCACAAAUGGUCUGUCGAGAGCUUUCUCGACUGGGGCCUGGUGCCACCCUUAUAAGAGGAUGGAGAGGAUUUCGGGUGUGGUGGCUACUAUCAGGCGCAACAACCCAUUGCAGGCAAUUUCUGAUAUGAGGAAAACUCGUCAGCAGGUGUCGUACACGGGAAGGGUUGGCGAUGCUAGAUACCCACACCCGUCUCAUUGGGGAAAGAUGUGUUUCCUUUCCACGCCUGAUGGAGAAAAUUGCGGUCUGGUUAAAAAUCUAGCAAGCAUGGGUAUCGUGAGUACAAAUAUGCUGGAACGAGGGGACCUUAUUAAAAUUUUUCGUGAGUGUGGGAUGGAAAAAUUGGAUGAUGACACUUCAAGUCUGCUCGAUGGAAGGCACAAGAUUUUCCUGGACGGAGAUUGGGUUGGAUUGUCCAAAGACUCCUCAUCAUUUGCUGCCAAGCUAAGGCGCAAACGUCGCAAGAUGAGCCUUCUUCGUCAGCUUGAGGUUAAACGAGACCAGCACCAGAAAGAGGUCCGCAUAUACGUCGAUGCUGGAAGAAUACUCCGCCCUCUGCUAGUGGUUCCGAACCUUAAAAAAAUCAAAGAUUUGAAAGGCGACUUAACUUUCGACACCCUUCUAGACAGUGGGGUGCUCGAGUUCAUAGGGCCCGAAGAGGAAGAAGACUGCCAGACCGCUUGGGGCAUAAAGUACCUCUUCACGGCUGAGCUAGACAACCCGCCAGUCAGAUACACUCACUGUGAGCUCGACAGCUCAUUCUUGCUCGGCCUCAGCUGCGGGCUCAUCCCUUUUGCCAAUCAUGACCACGCGAGACGAGUUCUCUACCAGUCAGAAAAACACUCUCAACAAGCAAUCGGGUACUCCACCACGAACCCGAUGUUAAGAACUGAUACGAAUUCCCAACAGCUGUAUUACCCACAGAAGCCUCUUUUCAAAACCAUACUCUCGGAUUGCCUAGGGAAAUCGAGAUAUGCCGAUCACCACAAAGGGAUGUUACCCAGGCCUGAGUUUUCUAACGGCCAGUGUGCUAUUGUGGCUGUCAAUGUCCAUCUUGGGUACAAUCAGGAGGAUUCUAUAGUGAUGAACCGAACCUCUUUGGAACGCGGUAUGUUCCGAACCGAGCACGUGAGGAGUUACAAGGCCGAUGUUGAGUACCAGGAAGAGGACAAUCCCGGGAAAAAGGUGAAGUCAGAAGAUAUGAUAACGUUUGGGAAGGUGCAGAGCAAGAUUGGGCGUGUGGACAAUUUGGAGGAGGAUGGGUUCCCAUUCGUAGGCGCGAAUUUGCAGACGGGCGAUAUUGUUAUAGGCAAGCAUUCUGCUUCUGGGGUGGACCAUAGUGUGAAGCUUAAGCACACAGAGAAAGGUAUGGUCCAGAAAGUCGUGCUCUCGUCUAACGAUGAUGGAAAGAAUUUUGCAGUUGUGUCGUUAAGACAGGUUCGCGCUCCAUGUCUCGGUGACAAGUUCUCAAGCAUGCACGGGCAAAAGGGUGUGCUGGGGUUCCUCGAGUCGCAGGAGAACUUUCCUUUCACCAAACAAGGAAUUGUUCCUGAUAUAGUGAUAAACCCUCAUGCAUUUCCUUCUAGGCAGACGCCUGGUCAACUCUUGGAAGCUGCCCUUGCCAAAGGCAUUGCACUCGGAGGUGCUCUCAGAUACGCCACCCCGUUUUCCACCCCAUCAGUUGAAGACAUAACAGCCCAGCUUCACAGGCUGGGAUUCUCGAGAUGGGGAGACGAGCGUGUGUACGACGGGCGGACGGGCGAGCCUGUUCGAUCCCUGAUCUUCAUGGGGCCCACGUUCUACCAGCGGCUGACCCACAUGGCGGAGGACAAGGUGAAAUUCCGCAACACGGGGCCCGUCCAUCCCCUGACCCGGCAGCCCGUGGCUGACCGGAAAAGGUUCGGUGGCAUAAAGUUUGGUGAGAUGGAGCGCGACUGUCUCAUUGCUCAUGGAGCCGCAGCAAACCUCCACGAGCGACUCUUCACACUCAGCGACUCUUCACAGAUGCACAUUUGCCGAAAGUGCAGCAAUGUGGCUGGCGUGAUCCAAAGGACGGUGCUCGGGGGCCGAAAGAUCCGUGGGCCCUACUGCAGGUUUUGUGAGUCGGUCGAGGAUGUGGUUCAGGUGAGUGUGCCGUAUGGGGCUAAGCUGCUUUGUCAAGAGCUUUUCAGCAUGGGUAUCUCGCUCAAGUUUGAUACUGAGUUGUGUUAA